GACGCACCAAAACGUGUGCGUUCACAAACUGUCGCCGACUGCAGCGAUUCUAAAAAGCUGUUGAAAACGAACAGUUUUACCGUGUUUAACAUGUUGCCAGUGGGAAAUGGAAACGAUACGAGUUUGUUUUAGAUGUAUUUUGUUUUAUCGUGUCGUGACUGAGAUUCGACCCAUAGGUGCAAGCGUUACGAUGAAUUUAAUGUCCAGUCUGAUCUCAACGUGACUUUGAGCAAGCACAGCAGUCAUGUGUCAUACUGUACAACUGAAGCUGUAACCCUUUAAUCAAACAUUCCGUCUUAAAAUGCAUUUAAAUGUACCGUUCCCCAUCCUCCGAGGGAGCAUCAGACACCUGAUGACCAGAUCCUCACAGACGUGCAGAGGCAGAGUGACUUGGAGGAGAAAUUACAGUUUUUAUCGAGAUGAGGUGAAAUCACUUAGAGCAGUGGUCAACCCUGACAUCUCAAAAAUUCGUAACAUAGGUAUCAUGGCGCAUAUAGAUGCAGGGAAGACCACCACGACAGAGAGAAUGCUGUACUUCUCUGGCUACACACGGGCUCUCGGAGGUGAGGUGACAUUUAGAAAAAGUCAUGUUGAUUUUACUCUGGAGGUUGAGAGAGCUUUACGAGUGUUGGAUGGAGCAGUUGCUGUGUUUGAUGCUUCUGCUGGAGUAGAGGUUUGGCAGAAGUUAUUUGUAGUAAUGUUGUGUGGAAGCUCUCUGAAAAAUAAAGGGGUUCAACCUCUGCUGGAUGCCAUUACUGCUUACCUUCCUGCCCCCAAUGAGAGGAACCAUGACCUAGUACGCUGGUAUAAGGAUGAUCUGUGUGCGUUGGCAUUCAAAGUGGUCCAUGACAAACAGAGGGGUCCACUCGUGUUUGUUAGGAUCUAUUCAGGAAGCAUGAAGGCUCAGUCAGCAGUGUAUAACAUCAACAGGAACGGAACGGAAAGAAUGAGUCGACUUCUCUUGCCUUUUGCCGAUCAGCACAUAGAAAUUCCUUCUUUAUCUGCGGGAAACAUUGCACUCACGGUUGGACUCAAACAGACCGUGACAGGCGACACCAUCGUCUCCUCCAAAGCCUCUUCUGCAGCUGCGGUGCGGCGGGCUCAGAAGGAAGCAGAGAGCAAGAGUAGCUCACAAAGGGAGAGCAGCAGUCUGGCUCUUGCAGGGGUGGAGGUCCCUGAGCCUGUGUUCUUCUGCUCCAUUGAACCUCCUACUCUGGCCAAACAAGCAGAUCUGGAGCAUGCGCUCAACUGCCUGCAAAGAGAAGACCCCAGUCUGAAAGUCAGAACAGACCUUGAUUCUGGACAGACGAUACUGUGUGGCAUGGGAGAGCUGCACAUUGAGAUCAUCCAUGACCGUAUUAAGAGAGAGUUCAACAUCGAAACUCACCUAGGACCCUUGCAGGUGGCCUACAGAGAGACCAUCCUCCAAUCAGCAACUGCCACAGACACAUUAGAUCGUACUCUUGGAGACAAGAGGCAUGUUGUUACUGUGGAGCUCGACGUCCAUGCUCUGAUGGAGUCUAGCACUUCCUGUGACAUGACUUUUGAGGAGGAAGUAAAAACUCAGCUUUCUGCGGGUGUCAGAGAAGCUGUGGAAAAUGGCGUUCAGAGCGCAUACCUCCAAGGUCCUGUGCUGGGUUUUCCUGUAGAGGGAGUAAAGACCGUUAUCCAGCAUGUAAGUUUGGAGUCAGGCACUUCUGCAGCCAUGGUGUCAGCCUGCGUGUCCCGCUGCAUGCUCAAGGCUCUGAAGCUGGCUGGGGGGCAGGUUUUGGAGCCGGUGAUGGCUCUGGAAGUGACUGUAGGUGAAGAGUAUCUGAGUCCUGUGCUUGCAGAUCUCGCCCAGCGACGCGGUACUGUAUGCGACAUCCAAAGUCGACAGGAAAACAAGGUUUUGCUGGCUACAGUACCUUUGGCUGAGAUGAUGGGCUACUCAACCGUUCUGCGCACUUUGACCUCUGGGAACGCUACUUUUUCUCUGGAGCUUUCCAGCUAUGAGCCUAUGAACACUCAGGACCAGAAUAUACUGCUCAACAAGAUGGCUGGACUGGCUUAAAACAUUAACUUUCACCAACUGAACUGGGCAGUGUUUCCCAAAAGCAUCGAAAGCUUAAGUACACCGUAGACCCAUUGAAACCAGUGGAGCUACAGUCAACUUAAGCUUACGAUGCUUUUUGGGAAACGCAGCCCUGAACAUUUAUACAGACACAAAUUUUGAUUGCUAUGAUUGGCUGCUCACAUUUAGUCCAGAAGAUAAAAUCUUGGAGACUAGCCUACAUCUCCUGCUCAGCCCACAUCCAGAGACCUAAUUGGAUUUUUUUUUUCUCUGAUGAAGAGAAGAGUGUAAGGUAAAAAAAAAAAACACUUACUGGUGUUUGUGUGUACAUGUAUAUAAAAUAUACCAAUAAUUUUACAAGAACAAUGCAUUCAUAAAUGUUUUUAAAAUAUUUAUUUCAUUUAUAAAACCCUUACGACAUGCCUAGCCUUGGGAAAUCAUUAAAAAGCAGACCUCGUUUCAAAAACUUCAAAUUCAGUCAAAUUUAGAAUAGUAAUGAGUUUAAUCAAAUUUAAGCCUACAGAGGAAAUUGAGAUGUACAGAAUUGUCCAUUUGCAAACAUCAAGUUCUGGCAAUAACUGGCUCAGUGCAUAGAACAGCAAAUCAUAGUUACUGGUAUGGUUAACAUGGUUUUAUCUUUUAAAAAGUGUUGUCCUUUUAUUCCCUUUAAUUGUCUACUGUGAACUGAAUGUUGAAUUUCAUAGGCCCAUGUACUCCUGACGGCAGUGGCCAACAAAUAGAGGUUCUGCAGGUAUGCCUCUCCUGAUGGGGAAAGAGGGGAAAAUCUCACUUUCACCAGUGAAACAUACAAAAA
Messenger RNA from Sinocyclocheilus anshuiensis, 2867 nucleotides. Its product is annotated as GTP dependent ribosome recycling factor mitochondrial 2. Gene Ontology annotation, biological process: mitochondrial translation; ribosome disassembly. NCBI's taxonomy places the organism in Eukaryota, Metazoa, Chordata, Actinopteri, Cypriniformes, Cyprinidae. Gene Ontology annotation, molecular function: GTPase activity; GTP binding. The transcript is spliced from 15 exons. Bases 302 to 2053 code for a protein of 583 amino acids. Gene Ontology annotation, cellular component: mitochondrion. The record is from RefSeq and is a predicted model, not a curated record.